UAUUUCGCGCCAGUGAUUUUGUUUCAGUUAUUCUGAAGACUUCAGCUUCGAGGGCCAGCUCCAGGACGAAAUCUUAGCAACACUAAACGAAACGAGUUCAACCAUGUUUUCAAAGAUCAUCACCGUUUUGUUUGCUGCUAAUGUUAUCUCUGCUGCGAACGGAUUCAUUGAUUCCAAGUUACGGGUGCUCGAACCAAUCUUAAAGUGUUAUGAGGGAAACGCCCCUGAAUUUGCCGGCGAGAAGGCAAUGGCAGCACGCCUCAAUCUCGAUUCAGACGCCGACGACCUUGAAUUGUCGUGCCGAGUAAUUGGGGAUUAUGAUACAUGCUUGGCAGACGUUCUCGAGAAAACUCCAUCUCCAGUCCCAAAAGUUUUUCUGUUCUAUGGUGCUGAGGCUUAUCAGACCUCUUAUCUUCUCAAGAAAGCAAAUCUUUGUCCAGGGAUAAAGUACGAUAACCUCAAGAGAAUUGUGUUGAACUCAGGUAUAAUGAAGAAAGAAGGGCUUUCAAACAUUGAGAAUGAUCGCUAUCACAAAUGCGCUGGAGAUGCCAUGAAGAAGUGCUUGUUUGAAAGCAUGCAAGUGUCCGAGCAUGAGCAGGGAGACCCUGACGCAGGCGAUGACGCAGAUGAUGCUUAUAUUCGUUGCAUAGAAGAACAGACAAAGACCUGCAAUCACCCCAUCAUGCGCCACUUAUUUGAAGAGAUAAAAGCGUACAAGAAACAUGUCAAGCAGUUGGAAAUGCUUGAAUCAGAAGAGCAACAGGGGUAGAAAUUUCGAGCCUUUGAAUUGCCACUUUCAUGAUCAUGUAACUGCAAUCACCGUAGAAGAAAAUAGAACAAGUUUACAACAC
Molecule: messenger RNA, 851 nt
Organism: Pocillopora verrucosa
Lineage: Eukaryota; Metazoa; Cnidaria; Anthozoa; Scleractinia; Pocilloporidae
Source: RefSeq, a predicted model, not a curated record